This is a messenger RNA of Nelumbo nucifera (sacred lotus), 874 nucleotides long. Lineage: Eukaryota; Viridiplantae; Streptophyta; Magnoliopsida; Proteales; Nelumbonaceae. The record is from RefSeq and is a predicted model, not a curated record.
UCGAAGUUGCAGGAUCUUAAUUCAGAGAGGUGCAGAAUUCAGUUCUGGAACUGUGCAGCUUGGGGUUUUGAAAUUGGGGGAAUUAGGGUUUUCUUUUCCUAUGGUAUUCAUCCGAUGUUGAAAGCGGAGGAGAGUUCAAACUGGUUGGAGGAUCUCCUCUUUCAGGAUGAUGGUGAAAUUAAAGCCAUCUUUGGAGAAACUCUAGAUCCGUUACAUGCCACUUCGAAGAAUGUUGCAGAAAAUUUACCAUGUAGGAGUGCUUUUCAACAGGAGCCAACUCUUCUUGCCGGCAAUCAUGAAAAUUCUUACCAGCCGCAAAAUGGUAAACAAGAAUAUGGGUUGGCACCUCCAAAAGGAGCUGAGGUACCAGGAUCUUCCAUGUCCAAUCUUCAAGACCACAUACAACAUUUAGAUUCUAGGAUGGGAAUCAGCUUGCAGUGUUUGUCUGGGACUUCAGGAAGUUUUGCAAUGAUGUCUGAUAGUGUGAAGCUGGAAGCUCCACUUCAGAUUGGAAAUCCUGUAAAUAGUUGUUUCCCAAGUCUAUCAGACUGGUUAGCUGUGCCACUAUCAGAGUGUGAUACUUGCUGUAGGGAGAGGGCUGGAAGUUCUGCAAAUGCUCCUUUGCAUAGCUGCAUUGAUGGUAAGGAACUGCCAGACCAGAUAAAGAAUUCUGGCACCCAAUUUAAUUCUUCUGCGGGAGCUGGUAACGUCAUUUUAGAUUGUGGUGACCAUGUGAACCAUAUCCAAUUGAAGAGUGAAUUUGAAGAUAAGCUUAGUCCUGUGAGAGAUCUUCAAUCAAAUUGUAUGUCAAACUCUUUGGUGCAGACGUGCAUUUUGUUUUUCUUUUGAAAGUACAGACAUGCAUUUUGUUUUA